CUAACAGGGAAUCUUUUGCUGAACCAAUAAAAGUUUCCCUGCAACUCGAUCCGUCUUCUGGAAUCGCUCUCUGGGCUCCCGGAAUAGGCAACCCUCUAAAUUGGUGACCCCGAAUCCGGAUCAACCUCAGCGCCGGAUAUUUGGAACUUUUCUCUGGUGAGCUCGUUCCAUUUAUUUUUCAUAUUUUCCGGUUUAUUUUUGCAUACGAUAGCCUAUUUUUUCGCGUCAUUUUUUCAAAUCAUGGAAUCUGUAGACCAUAAGGUAGAGUCUAUGCUUAGUGUUGUAUCUCUCUCAGUUCCACCUUUUUGGGACAUGGAUCCUGUUUUGUGGUUCGCUCUUCUUGAGGCUGAGUUUUAUAACCACAGAAUCACUUCCGACUACGCGAAGUAUUGCAAGCUCCUGUCCUAUCUCCCCAAGGAGAUAUCAAUGCAGGUUCGUGACGUCAUCAUUUCUCAGACCGAUAACCGCUAUGAGGCUCUGAAGGAGGCCACGAUUAAGCGUGUUAUGCCCUCUGAGAAAGUUCGCCUGCAGCAGCUUUUCAGGGAUCUGCAGCUGGGCGACAAACUGCCCUCAACCCUGCUACGAGAGAUGCAGCAACUCCUUGGUUCUUCAACCAUGGAUGAGACUUUACUUCGCGAACUAUGGCUACAACGGCUACCGGAAAACACACAAGCGAUUCUCGCUACAGUGAGCUCCGUUCCGCUCACUCAACUAGCAGACUUAGCGGAUCGAGUUAUUGAACGAUCACAGCCACAGGCCAACGCCAGCAAGGUCCAUGCCGUCGCGUCCCAGGGCACUUCUAUCACUGGAUUACAGUCAACCAUAGAAGCCCUGCAAACACAAGUCGCGACACUUAGUCGCCAG
Dicrocoelium dendriticum is the source of this 864-nucleotide messenger RNA. NCBI's taxonomy places the organism in Eukaryota, Metazoa, Platyhelminthes, Trematoda, Plagiorchiida, Dicrocoeliidae. The record is from the annotation of a GenBank genome assembly.